AGCAGGCUUGGUGUUAUCUUUUGAUAAGUGGCCAGCAGAGUAACCAGCAUCUGGGCUCAUUUUGACUUCUGCUUGAUGUGGACGUGGCUUAUGGAGGAGGUGGACAACUCCUCGCUUCCCAUUUUGUUGUGCUGCUGUGAUGGACUGCCCGGCUGCUGCUCGUCCUCGACGCCUGCCAAGGACAAGAAAAAACAACAACAGUUGUUGUUUGGGAACAACAGGCGCACACACAAUGCUUGUACAUGGCCUGUGUAUCCAUGGAGACGCCCGAGCCUGGCCCUGCAGAUGGAGAGGAGCGCCUGGUGGAGCUGCGACCGCGAACUCGCUCCAACCCUGAAGGUGCAGAGGACCGUCGAAGCAGCACAGGGAGCCUCGGAGGCGGAGGUAAUCCUAGUUUAUCGCAACCGGCCGUGGGUAGCCGUGUCGAAGGCGAGGGCGAGGCCUCGACCAGCGACAGUCCUCCGUCUUCCGCCACCGCGACCAUCUCUACAGCCGUGGCUCAGACUGUCGUCCCUGUUGCUGCCGCCACAACCGUACAACUUGCUUUGGCUGCUGCAUCCAAAGAGAGGCCCAAGCCCACACCACAGCAGCCUACACUGAUAGCUUCCGUCCCCCCACCAGCAGAGUACCAAAUCAGAGUUCCUCGUGUCAACUGCCCGGAGAAAGUGAUCAUCUGCUUGGACCUUUCUGAAGAGAUGUGUUUACCGAAGCUGGAGUCUUUUAAUGGCUCAAAAACAAACGCCCUGAACAUUUCCCAGAAGAUGAUUGAGAUGUUUGUCAGAACAAAGCACAAGAUUGACAAACGGCACGAGUUUGCUCUGGUGGUGGUCAAUGAUGAUGCUCUGUGGCUCUCAGGCUUCACUUCAGACCCCAGGGAGCUGUGCAGCUGUCUGUAUGACCUGGAGACCAACGUAUGUGAGACGUUCAACCUGGAAGAUCUUCUCAGUGUCAUUCGUCAAAAGAUUGAACUGCCUUCGAUGGAGAAUGUUCAAACUGUGCCACCUCCUUACGUGGUGCGGACCAUACUUAUUUACAGCCGCCAUGCUGGACAGCUCCAGCUCAACCCAUCUGAGGCUGUCAGUAAAAUGCUACAGUCUCCCUACUUUUUCUUCGACGUGGUCUACCUCCACAACGGUGCGGAAGAUCACGGGGAGGAUACAAGCUGGCGGGACAACUACACCUCUUUCUGCAACCUUGACUCAAAGGGCAUGUGCUAUCGCUUCGAGGUGUCCUUGAGUGGCCCCGCCAUCGAGCUGCACAACUGCAUGGCCAAACUUCUCGCUCACCCUCUGCAGAGACCUUUCCAGAGUCACGCGUCCUACAGCCUCCUGGAGGGAGAGGAGGUGCAGGACGUUGAGGCCACCGUCUAGAAGAGGUCUAGUUCUGUGGGGAAUAAACGUACACUGUAAAUGAAUAGACCAGUGCUUGGAUUGUCGUUUUCUGUUGUCUUUUAAGUUUUUCUCUUGAUUAUCCUGGCUAAGGUAUAAAAAAAAAAAAUACAAAGUGAGCGCCACGCUGGCUUGGGGGGAACAUGCAAUCUCCACACAGGCGAGGCUGGAUUUGAACCCCAGUCCUCAGAACUGUGAGGCAGAUGUGCUGCCUUAGUUCGAAUAUAUUUUACAAAAAUAAGAUGAUUUAUUUUCAUCAUUUGGCUUACUGUAUGUUAUAGCUGACGGGAAAUCAAUUCACUGACCACUUUUGGUGUAUCCAAUGCAAGAUGCAAUUCAGUUGCCGUAUAAAAUAAUCAGACUUUGCGACGGUAACGUUGACGCUGAAUUCAUGAGAUUUUUAUUAUUGAGCUUGUAGUUUGCAGUGGCGUGCAACUGCACAGCAUCAUACUGAGAGUCGUUCCUGAUAGAAAUUAUACUAAUAAUAACGCCUCUCUCAAGAGCAUGGCUAUUUUUGUAAAGCCAGAAUGAACUCUUGUAUUGGUGGUCAAUAGACUGCAAAGUGUCAGUGAGUUUGUAUGCUUUGUAUUUAACAACAAAAUUCAUCAUACUGCACUUGUAAUACACUGUACAGUUUUAUAAUGUUUCUGGACGCGAAAUGAGGAAGAAAAUGACUCAUUUCCAUUCUGUUUGAGUGAGUUCAAUUGUAAGUUCAGUUUUUUUUUUUUAAAGUAUUUUUUUUUGCUCUCUCCAUAGUUGUCAGGAGAUGGCAGUAUUCCUCCUGGAACUGAUGGUAAAAAUUCAAUAGUGUAGCUUGAAAAAUGACGUGUGGACGUUACAUACAUGUAAGUGCAAGCCUGUUUAAAAAAUAAAUGUUGCUUGAAAUUCUG
Molecule: messenger RNA, 2278 nt
Organism: Phyllopteryx taeniolatus (common seadragon)
Lineage: Eukaryota; Metazoa; Chordata; Actinopteri; Syngnathiformes; Syngnathidae
Gene: babam1
Product: BRISC and BRCA1 A complex member 1
Exons: 10
Coding region: 243-1370 (375 amino acids)
Biological process (GO): protein K63-linked deubiquitination; positive regulation of DNA repair; mitotic G2 DNA damage checkpoint signaling
Cellular component (GO): nuclear body; BRCA1-A complex; BRISC complex
Source: RefSeq, a predicted model, not a curated record